GCAGAGACGCACAGGAAUGUGUUCUUACGCAAUAAAGCUCCAGACGCGUCGCGUUUACUCCGCUGGGCGGGGCUCAGGGCGCUGCGUCCAGCCAAUCACCGCGUCGCUGCUCGACCCGUCUGCCCCUCUCUCUCUCUCUCUCUCUCUCUCUCAACUACUGGAGAAGCAGCGCGAGCGGAGGAAGAGGAGGAUGAGGAUAAGGAUGAGGAUGAGGAUGGAUGCUAUACCGUGUCGUCUCGUGUUUUUAGCCCUGUUCUUUGGAGCCAGGAUCCAGCACACAGAAGGCUUACAGUGCUUCUGUCACCGGUGUCCGAACCACACGUGUGUCACGGACGGCCUGUGUUACGUGUCCAUCACUAAAUCCGGCGGAUCGACCACACAGCAGACCUCGUGCAUCAGUGAGAACGAGCUGAUCCCUCGAGACCGGCCCUUCAUCUGCGCUUCCUCCACCAAACACGACUCCGGCAUCUACCCCAUGUGCUGCAACACCGACUGGUGCAACAAGAACCCUGACCCCAGCACCUUCACCUUGCCGACACAGAAGCCGCCGGUGUUGGGGCCCGUAGCGUUCGCGGCUCUGAUCGCGGGGCCCGUGUGUGUGGUGUGCUUCCUGAUGGUCACCGUCUUCUACAUCUGCCACAGCCGCUCGGUCCUCCAUCACCGUGUGCCUAACGAGGAAGACCCCUCCAUGGACCACCCCUUCAUCACCGUCGGGACCACCCUCAAAGACCUGAUCUACGACAUGACCACGUCCGGCUCCGGCUCUGGGCUCCCUCUGCUGGUGCAGCGGACCAUCGCCAGGACCAUCAUCCUGCAGGAGAGCAUUGGGAAGGGCCGCUUCGGGGAGGUGUGGAGGGGCAAGUGGAGAGGAGAGGAGGUGGCCGUCAAGAUCUUCUCGUCCAGAGAGGAGCGCUCCUGGUUCAGAGAGGCUGAGAUCUAUCAGACCGUGAUGCUGCGGCACGAGAACAUCCUCGGCUUCAUCGCCGCUGACAACAAAGAUAACGGCACGUGGACGCAGCUGUGGCUGGUGUCAGACUACCACGAGCACGGCUCUCUGUUCGACUAUCUGAACCGCUACACGGUGACGGUGGAGGGCAUGAUCAAGCUGUCUCUGUCCACGGCCAGCGGUCUGGCGCACCUGCACAUGGAGAUUGUGGGGACACAAGGCAAGCCUGCUAUCGCUCACAGGGAUCUGAAGUCCAAGAACAUCCUGGUGAAGAAGAACGGCACGUGCUGUAUUGCAGACCUGGGUCUGGCCGUGCGUCACGACUCUGCCACAGACACCAUCGACAUCGCUCCCAACCACAGAGUGGGCACCAAACGGUACAUGGCUCCAGAAGUGCUUGACGAUUCAAUAAACAUGAAGCAUUUUGAGUCUUUCAAGAGGGCAGACAUCUAUGCCAUGGGGCUGGUCUUCUGGGAGAUUGCCAGCAGAUGUUCUAUCGGAGGCAUUCACGAGGACUACCAGCUGCCGUACCAUGACCUGGUGCAGUCGGACCCGUCGGUGGAGGAGAUGAGGAGAGUCGUGUGUGAACAGAAGCUACGGCCCAACAUCCCAAACAGAUGGCAGAGCUGCGAGGCUCUGCGUGUGAUGGCUAAGAUCAUGAGGGAGUGCUGGUAUGCUAACGGAGCGGCUCGUCUCACGGCGCUGCGCAUCAAGAAGACACUGUCCCAGCUCAGCCAGCAGGAGGGCAUCAAGAUGUAGAGCUUUCCCAUCAUCCUUCAGGGUCUUCACCAGAGGACACAGCACUUUCACUGAACCGCGCCGGACUCCUCUCUCACGGAGCGUCGUGCGGACCACACAUUCUGUUUUUAUUUAUACGUGGAUCUGAGUGUGGUUUGACUGUCUCUGUGGGACAGGGUUUGCUCCUGUUUAGUUUCCGCUCAUCGCUGCAGCUCUUCAGGUCGUAGGACUUUAAAUACACCUUUUCUGUUCCUGCAAAAAAACAAAACUGGACAUGACCUCAUUCAGUCCUGGCAAACAUGCUGCGACAUAUGCAAUACAGAUCGACUUUAUAUUUUUACUGCUCUGCUACAACGACUACGACCACAACCAUGCCUUCCAAGCCAGGUGUAACCAGAAAGUGCCACUGCUUUGAACCAACUAACAACCAACCGACCAACUAACUAACCUGCUGGUGCCAUCCUUCAUUCUCUGAAGCAACCGUCAGACCUCUUCAUCAGCGCUGGAGCUGCUCUGCAUCCCGAGGAGGUGGAGGUGUAGCCCAAACAUACGGCUGCAGUCACACAGGACAUGGAUAUUUACUAAGCCAUAGAAUCCAGCAUUGUGUGGCCACUUUUCUAAUAGAAUGGUCAAAAUAUCAAGGAGUGCUUUGAAACUGUUACGAGCGAGCGUUAAGGGACCAGCGGUGUGUGUGUGUGUGUGUGUGUCCAGCACAGAGAUGUAGCAGCGCUUGUGUGUGUGUGUGUGUGCGUCUGUGAGCCGCUGGUGAACGAAGAGUGAAACCAGAUGGUUUUCUCAAGGCAUCAGUUUCGGCUGCUUCUGUUAGCAUGCAGCUUGAGAUAGUUCUGGAUGAGAUGAGUUUCAGUGAUCAGAGUCAGAUCAGAGGCGCUGCAUGAGGAAGCAAUGUUCAGACACAGCACAAAACAAACCUGAUAUAAACUCAUAAAUCACGCUUACAAAUCACACUGACAUUUUUGGAGGAUUUAAAAAUUGUACAUUUAAACAUUUUGUCAAAACACUAACACUACCUGUCAAGAUUUAUGUUUUUUUAAAAGAAUUAAUUUCUGUUCAUCAAGCCUGCAUUUUAUAGAAUCCAAAAUACAGCAAAAUCAGUAAUAAUAGUGAAAUAUUAUUCUAGAGUAAAUCAUCUGUUUUCUGUGUGAAUCUGUGUUAAAGUGUAAUGUAUUUCUGUGAUGCUCCGCUGUAUUUUCAGCAUCAUUCCUCCAGUCUUCAGUGUCACAUGAUCUUCAGAAAUCAGAAUAAUAUGAUGAUUUACUGCUCAAGAAACAUUUCUGAUUAUUAUCAGUGUUGAACAGAGAGAUCAGCAUUUAUCUGAUCUUAUAUAGCAUCUGAUCUAUCUUAAAUCAUUGUAUAUUUAUUAUUAAAUUAUGAAAUAUUAUAGCAAUUAGUACUUUUUAUUUAGCAAGGACUGGACUAAUGAUGCUAAAAAUUCAUGAAUAAAUUACAUUUUAAAAUAAAUUCACAUAGAAAGAAACAUUAGAGAUCUUGCUGUCCAACAACCUUUGACUGGUAGUGUGAUUAUUAUUAUAUGAUCAUGAAUAUUACUGGAGCUGGAAAGAAGCGUUGUGGUCUGAAACAUUGAGUUCCUCUGAGCACCUCGCUGUGUUUCUGACUGAACUCAUGAAUGCUGGGAGUCUCGUCUGCAGUGAGGGUCAGUAAAGGUGCUUCUGCUCUUCUGAUGUGAAGGAUCUCACGAUGAGGAUGCCACACACUUCUGAGAGAACACACACGUUACAUGUAUAUCGUCUGUGUAAUGUUAGUCAGGCUGGUGGCUGUACAGUUUCAGAAGGAGGAACACAGAAGCUGUCAGAGGAGGACGAGGGACGGGUUACAGAUCGUCAGCUUCUUCACCAAACUCAGACUCAUUUAUUCAUGCUCACGCUCUUCCAGACCUGUGAAUGAGGUCAGGGUUAUCACAGCUCACUAGAACUAGACGUCAAAGAAACUCGAUGUACUGAUAGAACUAAAACUCAAAUAAUAAGGGCAUUUAAAAACAACAAAAAAAUAAUAAUGGAAAUAAAUGACUAAAACUUGAACUAAUUAAAUGAAUGAAAACAAAAUGAGAAAAAUACAAAAAUGAAAUGUGGAAUAUGAACAAGAUUUCUCCAUGACACUAAAGUAUUCCGAGUCUUUCUGAGUGUAGACAUGAACUCUAGCUCCAGUGAAGUGAUUCUGAUUCAGUGAAGUGAUUCUGAUUCUCUGAGUGUAGACAUGAACUCUAGCUCCAGUGAAGUGAUUCUGAUUCAGUGAAGUGAUUCUGAUUCAGUGAAGUGAUUCUGAUUCAGUUAAGUGAUUCUGAUUCAGUGAAGUGAUUCUGAUUCAGUGAAGUGAUUCUGAUUCAGUGAAGUGAUUCUGAUUCAGUUAAGUGAUUCUGAUUCAGUGAAGUGAUUCUGAUUCAGUGAAGUGGUUCUGAUUCAGUGAAGUGGUUCUGAUUCAGUGAAGUGGUUCUGAUUCAGUGAAGUGAUUCUGAUUCAGUGAAGUGGUUCUGAUUCAGUGAAGUGAUUCUGAUUCAGUGAAGUGAUUCUGAUUCAGUGAAGUGAUUCGGAUUCAGUGAAGUGAUUCUGAUUCAGGAUUCACAUCGAUCAGAGCAUGGUUUGGAUGUGUGCAGCAGAACUCCUCCAGCGCGUCAGACUGAUUCAUGAUUCAUGAGGGAUCUGCAGCAUCUCUGAACACACACGGCUCUUUCCCUCAUCCUCGCUCUCCAGGCUCUUAUUACAGUUUAAUUACAACGCUAUGCUGUUCUUACACAGACACUGUGAAGAAGACCCUCGAGGGAGGAUUCUGGGUCGAGUUUCCCAUGGUGCAUUUCACUCGGACGCUGCGUGCUGCUGAUUGGACGGAAGAGGAACGCUUUAUCAGUUUAUUUGGUGCCUAAGUCUGAACUCCACUCAGAAUGAUGCACGGCAUGAGAUUACUUCUAAUGUUUGCAUCACUUGCUUUGUUUUAAAUAUAUACAUAUGCAUAUAUAUAUAAUAAAGGAUAAAAAGAUUUAAUUUGAGUAGGUUUUAAAAGGUCAGAAGUCAUGAGAAAAUACCUCCUCUGAAGACCAAUGUGUUUAUACCUCAGUGUGUAUAUCUGAUUGUGUUAUUGUCCUGACGGUGUAUUCCUCUCUCAAGUUUCUUCUGUUCUGUGUGGAUCACUGAUGUUCCUGUCCUUUAAUUCCUCUCAGCUGUAUAGAAAUGCCUCGUACUGUUUCUUUUACAAAAAACACAAAACACAAAAAACCGAUAGAGAUGUAAAGCAGGAGUGUAAGGAGUGAGUGUGGAGUGUGUCUCCAGCUGAUCGCUUCAUGAUGGGGAUUUCUAACGUAGUGGAGUAGAGAUGGUGUUAAUAAAACACAUUCAACUUUUCCACACACUUCUCUCUGGCUUUACUUCUCCUGGAUCUCUUCCUGCUCAAGAUGAAGAAGUGUCUUGUUUUAUCGCCCGGUUCAUCCAGUAGCUCAGAUCAGAUUCGGCUCUGUGUGUAUGUGACAUGUAUUUUAUUUACAUUUUGUGUUAGAAGACAUAAACUCAUUUUAUAAAAAUAACUGCAAUGAUCUGAAAUAUAUCAUUUGUACAUAAA
Carassius gibelio (silver crucian carp) is the source of this 5269-nucleotide messenger RNA. Its product is annotated as TGF-beta receptor type-1-like. Gene Ontology annotation, biological process: protein phosphorylation; activin receptor signaling pathway; heart development. The coding region runs from base 17 to 1705 and encodes 562 amino acids. Gene Ontology annotation, cellular component: activin receptor complex; plasma membrane. The transcript is spliced from 9 exons. Lineage: Eukaryota; Metazoa; Chordata; Actinopteri; Cypriniformes; Cyprinidae. The record is from RefSeq and is a predicted model, not a curated record. Gene Ontology annotation, molecular function: transforming growth factor beta receptor activity, type I; ATP binding; SMAD binding.